Messenger RNA from Cicer arietinum (chickpea), 586 nucleotides. RefSeq lists its product as uncharacterized. The record is from RefSeq and is a predicted model, not a curated record. Lineage: Eukaryota; Viridiplantae; Streptophyta; Magnoliopsida; Fabales; Fabaceae.
CUCUUCUUGCUCUUUUUACACAAGCAAAUCAAGCUUAGAAAAAGAAAAGGAAAUAAAAAAAUGGGAAUGGUAGUGGUGAUCUCUCUUCCUUUAAUCUUCUUGUGUUUAAUUCUUGGAUUUGGUUGUUACUUUUUUGGAAGAGCAAGAGGAAGACGUGAUGUUUACACAAAUCCUCAAGUUUAUGGUAUGCCAACUCCACCGCCAGGUGCUGCAAAAACCUUAUCUUCACCUUCUCCAUUACCUCAUUCCAAACCAAACUUUGUUGCCAACAACGUUUGAUCUCAACUGUCUCCAACAAUACUAUCCAAUAUUUCUGUUCUGUGCCUUUCUUCUUUUUAUUUUUACUUUACCAGUAAAAAUUUCGGUUGGUUAAUUGUUGCAUAAAUAUUUGUAGCAUUGGGUUUGGUGUAAAUUAGUUGUUGUUUGUUGUAUUAAGAGUCCAAUUAAGAUUCAUUUUAUUUGUAUUAUACACCCCUUUUGCAAGGUUGAAAGUUUAAUCAACUUUGAUUAACUUUUAACUUCUGAGUUCAAUUUUGUACACUUAAGUUUUGAAGUCGUAUAAGUUUAAGUUAAUUGGGUGGUUGAA